Molecule: messenger RNA, 784 nt
Organism: Limulus polyphemus (Atlantic horseshoe crab)
Lineage: Eukaryota; Metazoa; Arthropoda; Merostomata; Xiphosura; Limulidae
Product: protein singed-like
Exons: 1
Biological process (GO): cell migration; establishment or maintenance of cell polarity; actin filament bundle assembly
Cellular component (GO): cytoplasm; actin cytoskeleton
Molecular function (GO): protein-macromolecule adaptor activity; actin filament binding
Source: RefSeq, a predicted model, not a curated record
UUAUAAUUUAUAUAAUCAUGUUUUAUGUGACUAUCUUUUAGGAGCCAGAUAAACCAACAUGGCAAACAUUAAUGGAGUAGAGGAAGCGGACCAAUCCCUGAAGUGGAACAUUGGACUCUUGAACGCUCAGUACAAGUACUUGACCGCCGAGACGUUUGGUUGUAAGGUCAAUGCUAAUGGAAGUGCUUUGAAGAAGAAGCAGAUGUGGACCCUGGAGCCCUACGGAGGAGAUGACGGCUCCGUGUGUCUCCGGAGCCAUCUCGACAAAUAUAUGGCUGUUGAUCAGUUUGGGAAUGUCACGUGUGACGUAGACGAGAAGGAACCCGCUUGCAAGUUCGCCAUUGUCGUCGCAAACGACAGGAGUGGCCGGUGGACUCUAAAGAAUGUUCUACGUGGGUAUUUUCUGGGAGCCAGUACCGAUAAGUUAGUGUGUUCGGCCAAGGUACCCGGACCACCCGAGAUGUGGACAGUCCACUUAGCUGCUCGACCUCAGAUUCUUCUCCGAUCCCAAGGCCGCCGGCGCUACGCCCGUCUUUCCACCGACAUGGACGAAAUCCAAGUAGAUGUUAAUAUCCCCUGGGGCGAGGAUACGCUCUUCACUCUUGAAUUCCACGACGGCAAAUAUGCGAUCCACGCGUCGAACAGCCGGUACCUCCAGGCGGACGGCAAGCUGGUGGAGGACUGCAGACCCGAGUGUCUGUUUACUCUCGAGUUUCACAACGGUUACCUAGCAAUGAAGGAUUCUUACAACGCGUACGUGGCGCCCAUCGGUAGUAAAGCUGUU